Cokeromyces recurvatus is the source of this 975-nucleotide messenger RNA. RefSeq lists its product as uncharacterized. The transcript is spliced from 3 exons. The record is from RefSeq and is a predicted model, not a curated record. NCBI's taxonomy places the organism in Eukaryota, Fungi, Mucoromycota, Mucoromycetes, Mucorales, Mucoraceae. The coding region runs from base 1 to 975 and encodes 324 amino acids.
AUGGGAUCCCUUCGAGGAGCCCACAAUAAAAAUGCAGACCCUGCCCUCACUGAGGAACGGUUGUCUGAACUCGACAUUAACUUUUCGACAUUUCGAAAACAAUUAACAUGUCCUGCAUGUUUCAAAACCACUACUUUCUAUAGAAAUGGGUCUUCAAAUAAAGAACCCUUCCAGCCUCAAUUUUCAUGCACCUCCUGUCACAAAGCUGUAAAAGCUUUUGAAAUGUACCCUAUAGUCCGUUCUGCUGCACAAAAUCAACAACCAUUGUCUCUAACGACCUCCAACGUGGAGAUUAUGCCACCCGAAUUGGAAUCUACUACUGCCAGCAACAGCCAAUUUGAACUUAUCAAGCAGUUAUGCCAAACUGUCGAGCAGUUGACUGCAGAACUCUCUCAAGCACGUAGUGAAAUCCAAGACUUACAUGCCCGCCAAGCUGCAGCCGCCCGCUUCUUUCAACCACCAUCAUUGAACCAAGGUUUCAAGUUCCUCUACAUCCCAACAAAAGCCCGAAUUCCUGUUGGCACCUUACACACUACCUUUCGAAAACUUGGUGUUAAUAAUGCUCGAUUACUCGACAUUCAUUAUCCCGCUCGUAAUACAGUUGCCAUUCUUAUCCAUAAUGAUUACGAAACUGAAUUUACAGACCUUCUACGCCACCAUAACAUUACAAUCAAAGCAGAUUUUAACCCCUCCAGUGGUAAGAUCCUUGCAGAUCCCAAGUACUCCACUCUUACAACUAAUGAAAGAGACGUCAUAGCGUCAGACCUCCAACAAACCCGUCUGGAACGUGCACUUGACCAUAUUUGUACACCAGUUAAAUUCGCUGUUGCCCGCUUUUUCCUUGACAAACAAUGGAUUUCUAAACAAAAAUUUGACUCACUCAAGACCGACCGUAAUACACAACUAAACAAUAUCUUUGAUUCCCCUCAACAACAAUCAACACCACCAUCGGACGUUAUAAGUUAUACAAAAUAA